CAGUUCGAGUUCGGAGUUGAAAAAUGAUAGAAGCGCUUCUGACAAGUCUCUGAGAGGAGCUUCACUUUUUUGUGUGUUGGUGGCGGAAAAGAUCACUUUUCUCUGUGAAUUUUCACGGAAAUCCAGUCAAUCUUGACGCCAGAGUUUGCAGAAUUGCACGGGAAGAUGCGUGAAGUUGUGUGUUUUGGUCAAAUAGCUGGGCAUGUGGCAUUAUUUGUGUAAAUCAGCUCGAGUUUGUGCGCGACGAAACAAAAAUGUCGUCACAGUGAGGUGUAUUUUGAGUGUUUGACAAAAUAUCUGGGCAUUUUCUGUGUUGUCUCCGUGUCGUGGAGGUACCUUUUGGGGCACUUGGCAGUGAAAGCGAACUAGGGAAUCCGCACGUAGUGCUUGUCGGUGGGAAAAGGGUUGUCGAGCAAGUGUUCUCCGUGGUGCUCCAUUGCCUGUGGCGGAGGAAUUGCAUAUAGUUGCCAGUGGAGGAAGCACAGCCAGUCACAAUUUCGGAUAACAGCGAAGCGAUAGGAUCUAUUCAGGAACUUGCAGAGGAGCCUUCUGCCAACAUGGUGAAGCGCACCGACGGUACAGAGUCUCCGAUUUUGGCGGAAAGUGACUCCGACAAGCCAAAAGUGAAAUACGGAGAAUUAGUUAUUUUAGGAUACAAUGGCUUCCUACCACAGGGUGAUCGAGGUCGGCGUAAAUCGAAAUUCGUCUUGUACAAGAGAACAGAUCCGAAUGGUGUGAAGCGUUCCAAGCACUAUAUUGUUCAAUCACCACAGACAUCACAGGCGAUCCUGGAUACUAAGCAGCACUCGAUCUCAUACACACUAUCCCGAAAUCAGGCAGUGAUUGUGGAAUACAAGGAAGAUGUAAACACCGAUAUGUUCCAGGUUGGCAGAUCAUCAGAAUCUCCCAUUGAUUUUGUGGUAAUGGACACCCUGCCCGGUGAUAAGAAGGACGCCAAGGUGAUGCAGAGUACAAUAUCGAGAUUCGCAUGCAGAAUCCUCGUGGAUCGAUCAGAGACCUCAAAGGCGAGAAUAUACGCUGCUGGCUUCGAUUCCAGCCGAAAUAUCUUCUUAGGGGAAAAAGCUACGAAGUGGCAGGACAAUGUGGAAAUUGAUGGUCUGACGACGAAUGGUGUCUUAAUAAUGCAUCCUGAGGGCCAAUUCUGUGGCGGCAAUGCCAAAUGUGGUCUGUGGCGUGAAUGUUCAGUGGGUGGCGAUGUGUUCAGCUUGCGUGAGUCGCGAUCGGCCCAGCAGAAGGGUGUUCCUGUGUUCGAUGAGUCCAAUAUACUGCAGGAUGGGACGUUAAUUGAUUUAUGUGGUGCUACCCUACUGUGGCGAUCGGCCGAAGGACUCCACAAUUCACCAACCAAAAGAGACCUCGAGAAAUUAGUGGAUGAAAUCAAUGCUGGACGUCCACAAUGUCCGGUUGGCCUCAACACAUUAGUUAUUCCACGGAAGGUUACUCUCGGUGAACAUGUAAACCAGCCCUAUGUCUAUUUAAAUUGUGGCCAUGUCCAAGGACACCACGAUUGGGGUCAGGACAAGAGCACGGGAGCCAGACGAUGUCCAAUGUGUCUGGAGAUGGGACCCGUUGUGACACUGUGUAUGGGAAUCGAACCUGCCUUCUAUGUGGACUCUGGACCGCCAACUUAUGCAUUUAAUCCGUGUGGUCACAUGGCGACAGAGAAGACAGUCAAAUACUGGGCCAACGUGGAUAUUCCUCACGGCACAAAUGGUUUCCAAGCUGUGUGCCCAUUCUGUGCUACGCCUCUAGUCGGAACUCCGGGCUAUAUCAAAUUAAUUUUCCAAGAUAAUCUCGAUUGAAGAAAAUGAGUGUUGAACGAUGACUAUGUAUGUAUUUCUGUUUCUUCACUCGCUUCAAAAACACUGUUUUGCAGCGAAAAGGGAAGCGCGCGGGGCCUGAAGGGAAUGCAAGAGAGAGAGAGAGAAAGAGGAAGAGCGAGAGAGGGAGAGAGAGAGAGAGAGUUACGUUAAUUAUUGUUAAACAUUAGAUGGAAAAACGCAGUGAUGGCGAAAUGAUGAUAUUUUAGAGUGAAAAAUUCAUGUGCAUUGAUCAGAAUGAGUAAAGAGAAUAAAAAGAAUAAAGGAGAAGUGAAAGAAUUGAAAAUUUUUAUUUAAAAAACAAUUCCCAGUAAUUUUGUCUUUCAAUUUGUCUGCCAUAUAUAAUUGAUUUUUUUUUUACAUUUUAUAUUAGCUUCUUUUGUGAUACAAUAAUUCGCUUAAUUUUAAAUCAACGGAGAAGAGAAAAAAUAAAAUUGAAUUUUUGCAGAAACAAUGUUUUUUUUUUUAAUUAGACAACGAGUCUGUUAUUUAGUCAAAAAUAAUAAUAAUGAAAAAAGGCAAAAGAAAUAAUAGAGAACAAGAGGAGAAUGACGGUGUGAAGAGAAAAAAUAUACAUAAAAGUCUAUUACCACAAUUUGAUGUUGCGCAAAUGACGAAGAAAGAGGAGAAAACAAAUCAUGAAAAAAAUAGAAUAAACCUUGAAAAGUGUCACCAAAUUUAAUAAAUAAAUCGCAAUUCAAAUUUUUGAAUUUAGUGAGACAAGAGAGAGAGAGAACAAAUAUGAAAUAUUUUAAUGAAGAAGAAGAAAAAAAAAUUAGCUAAUUCCUCAAUGAAAAAAAAUAAAGAAAAGAUGAUCCAAAAUGAGAAUCACAGAAUGUUGUACAUAAAUAUUAUGGAAUAUUAUUUUAAACAGUGGUGUUUAAGGGGAGUGAGAAUGUCGUCUCUGUUUAAGAUGAAAUAUCACGGAAAUAGAUAUAAAAAAAAUGCUGUUUUAGUCUCUGUGUGGAGAAUGCAAAGAGAAUAUCAAUCACAUUUUAGUAUUUCCUGCACCUUUGUCAGAACCAAAACCAAUUCACAGUGACUUCAAUGUUGAUUUUUGCGUUGAAACAUUGCGCGCUGUAUUCUUUCCGAGAAAAAGGCAAGAGAGAGGAGAAGAAGUGGGAAAAAGUUAUCCUUCCGUCGCGUGGAAGGGAGGAGAAAGUAUAGUAAAAGAACAUGUCUAGAGAAAGAUUUAUUAACUAUGAUUAUUCUAAAAGUGAGUGGAAGUUGACAGCCGGUGUGCGUGUAAACUAAAGAGAUAUGAAUUAAUUGAUAAUGUAAUUUGUAGAUUGUAAGACUGCUAUUUGAUUUAAGGAUCGUUUUAAAAUAAAGUGAGAAAUUGUCUGAGAAAAUGGAAGAACAUUACAAAGAAAUGCAAGUGACGCGGAUGUGAGUGAGAGAGAGAGAGAGGACAAGAGUUUGCAAAGGACAACAUAUAAUUUGAUUUUAGGUGAAAAAAAAGAAGAAGAAUAAACAUGAGCGAUGUAUGAAAGAAGCGAAUUCAAAUGAAGUAUUCAUUGUGUUAUUUACAUAAUGUAAUAAAUUAAUUGAAAUGACACUUUC
Messenger RNA from Phlebotomus argentipes, 3404 nucleotides. It is a transcript of the gene Pli, whose product is annotated as protein pellino. Gene Ontology annotation, biological process: protein polyubiquitination; regulation of Toll signaling pathway. The transcript has 8 exons. Bases 558 to 1823 code for a protein of 421 amino acids. The record is from RefSeq and is a predicted model, not a curated record. NCBI's taxonomy places the organism in Eukaryota, Metazoa, Arthropoda, Insecta, Diptera, Psychodidae. Gene Ontology annotation, molecular function: ubiquitin protein ligase activity; protein binding.